This is a messenger RNA of Striga hermonthica, 1524 nucleotides long. NCBI's taxonomy places the organism in Eukaryota, Viridiplantae, Streptophyta, Magnoliopsida, Lamiales, Orobanchaceae. The record is from the annotation of a GenBank genome assembly.
AUGAGUUUCGGCUCGGACUCCUCCGCUUCUCCUCCUCCGGCCGCUUUGGAGUGGAGAUUCUCCCAAGCGUUCGGCGAUAAGCUCCCUGGAGAAGAUAUUCUGGAUGUUGAUUUUAUUACGGCGCUUGAAUUCGAUAAGAAUGGGGAUCACCUGGCUGUGGGCGAUCGAGGAGGCCGUGUUGUCAUCUUUCAUAAGGAGGAAGUAAACAAGCUCACUUCACGGGAUGAGUUAGAGCAACUUGAUAGUGCUCCGAUAAAUCAUCCUACGUUUCAGUAUAAAACUGAAUUUCAGAGUCACGAGCCCGAGUUUGAUUCUUUGAAGAGCAUGGAGAUUGAAGAAAAGAUCAAUAAAAUCAAGUGGUGUGCGCCACCAAAUGGAUCGUUAUGUCUUCUUACCACAAAUGAUAAGACUAUCAAGUUAUGGAAGGUCAAGGACCAUGAAGUGAAGCAAGACUCAGAAAUGGAAAUAAGCCAAUCUGUAUCUUCAGAGAAUUCACUGUUGGCCGAAAAGAGUUUUAUUAAUGGACAGAAAACAGAUUUUUCUAACAGCAGUUGUUUAGAAUUGACAGAAAAUGUGGUGAAUAAUGUAUCAUACAAUGGAGGAAGCAAGAAGAUAGCAUGCUUAGAGGACGCUACUCGAGCAAGAUGCCGAAAGGUGUAUGCACAUGCUCAUGAUUUCAAUGUCAAUUCUAUCUCGGUUAAUAGUGAUUGGGAGACAUUUGUUUCUGGAGAUGACCUAAGAAUAAAUUUGUGGAAUCUUGAAGUCAGCAACCAAUGUUUCAAUAUAAUUGACAUGAAGCCUACAAACAUGGAAGAUCUAAUAGAGGUGAUCACGGCCGCGGAAUUCCACCCAUUUCACUGUAAUCUUCUGGCGUACAGCAGUUCAAGGGGAUUUGUUCGGCUUGUAGACAUGAGACAAUCAGCUCUAUGUGAUCAUAAUGCAAGGAUAUUCAAAGAUGAAGACUCGCUGCCUAAAUCAUUCUUCACCGAGAUUAUUGCGUCAAUAACUGAUAUGAAAUUUUCAAAUGAUGGAAGGCAUAUUUUGAGCCGUGAUUAUAUGAAUCUGAAGCUUUGGGAUAUGAACAUGGACGCCGGUCCAGUUGCAACAUUUAGGAUUCACGACAAUCUACGGCCUAAACUGUGUGAUCUGUACAACAAUGAUGCAAUUUUCGAUAAGUUCGAAUGCUGCAUUGCUAAAGACCGGCUUAGUUUCGCAACUGGGUCAUACAGCAAUCAUCUGCGCGUAUAUUCUUACGAAAAUGGGAAUUGCAAUGGAGUAACCAUAGAAGCGUGUAGAGAUUCAGAUACUAGGAAGUCAUUAGUCCAAAUUACAACAAAACCUCGACGAUCAUCCUUGAGCAACCUGGCUAGAGGAUUUUACCGACCAGGCCAUGAUGCUAAAAGUGCGGGAAGUAACGAAUUUUCUUACGACUUCAAUUGUAAGUUACUUAAUCUUGCGUGGCACCCGACGAGCAAUUUGAUUGCCUGUGCAACUGGGGGAACUUUGUUUAUGUAUCAUGCCUAA